Acanthochromis polyacanthus (spiny chromis) is the source of this 2575-nucleotide messenger RNA. It is a transcript of the gene troap, whose product is annotated as trophinin associated protein. NCBI's taxonomy places the organism in Eukaryota, Metazoa, Chordata, Actinopteri, Pomacentridae. The transcript has 14 exons. The record is from RefSeq and is a predicted model, not a curated record. Bases 386 to 2290 code for a protein of 634 amino acids.
CACAUUUGCUUUUCUCCAAGCCAGUAAGGUGUUUCACGCUUGGUUGCUCAACUUUUCAUAUGUUUCAUUUCUAUUUCUUGCACCUCCAGUUGCUGUCAGCCCUUCUGUCAUCAUUAUGGACUCCCUUCAGUCCUACGGCAGCAAAGUCAGAACAAAAUCCACAGUGACUUUCAGAGAAUGAAGAAUGAACACAACAAAAGGCAAGCAGAGCCAAAGUCUUCCAAACCCGUGCCUCUAUCUCACCUCCCAAACAAAGACAGCGAGAACAAACCUCCCGGAACUCAGAAAUCAGUAGGAAGGCUCCUGUGCAACUGGGUGUGAGCAGGCUCCCAGUGCUGGCAAAGUCUCUCAUCUUCAGACUCCCACCGACUUCAGCCAGUCCCACAUGAGAUGGGAGGAGAAACCUCUGGCUGGUAAAACUAAGAAGAAAAAGCCAUGCACCCGGCCAGUACCGUUCAACCUUUCUCAGCCUAAAAGCACCAGAGUAGAAAAUCAACAAACUGUUCCAAAAUCAAGGACUGGCGCUUUUCCUAUGCCGUCUAAAAACAACAUAGACAAUUCAAAACCUACUAAACACCCAGCUGUGUUGAAUCGCAAUGUGGACUCCACCAAAGCCAGGGAGGGGAAGUUUCAUGGAAAGACUACAGAAGGUGCAUCCCACCUGUCAGCACCUUCCAAAAGUUUUAAGACCUCAGCCACUUUGUCUAAACCUGAUAACACGAUGCAUCACAGUAAGGCUGGUUCUUCUGUGCGGCCUGCUCUUAAUGCAGAGGUCUGUUUGAAUGACAUGAACCUGCUCAGUCUCAAAGAUCGGUCCAAGAUCUCUAAUGCUGGUCAGACCAAGCAAGUGACCACACAGGCCAAUCCGUCAGAGGGUUUAACUGGCAAAAAAUUUCAGCCCGACCACGCAGCUUUACUCAGCAUCCUCCGGAACGAAGGAGUCAGCGUCACAUCACAGUCCAAACCAUACAACUACCUGCCCCAGCGAGUGUCCAUCAUGAAGACUCAACAAAAAGCUGCACCCUCAACAGCAUCAGUGAAGUCAGUGCAGUUCACCCCAGACCUCGCUGCGCUGCAAAGCAUCCUCCAGAACCAGGGGGUGAAAGAUCCGGGGCUUGUAGGCGCCACCUCUCGAGAGUCUGUGUUUCCACAAGGCAGAGGCACCUCAAUCUACACACCUCAGCGAGUGCCUGUCACGAAGAGUCGACAAAAAGCUGGACCCAGUACAGCUAACACCUUGUUCUCAGUGGACCCCGCUGCACUGCAAAGUAUCCUCCAGAAUGAAGGGGUGAAAGCUGGAGGGCCUGUGGGCGCCACACCCCGAGACUCAGAAUAUCCACCAGGCAGAGGCACUUCAAUCUACUCCGCUCAGAGAGUGCCGGUUAGAAAAGCCAAAGAACAGGCGAUUCCCGGAUCAGUAGUGGUACCACUCAAAGAGACUUCGCUGAAGAAAUGGAAUCCACAGAGAGUCCACAACACCAGACACCAGCCCAUGUCUGCCAUGAAAUGGCAUCAGUCGACUCAACAGUCGCCGUACGGCACGCCCGGACUCAGGAGCUGCAAAAACAAGCCUCAGCCGCCGCAGGAGCAGGAGGUUGUCCAGAGACUAUUUGACGAUGAUGAAGAGGAUGAGCAGAGCAAGAAUGUGACAGAAAACGCUCCUGAGACACGAGCAGAGCAGCUCCCAGUUCAAGCCUCGCCUAUUAAAUCCCACCAUGAAGAAAAGCCAGAGACGAGGAGGACCAACGGGGACGAUGAUGAUGAGGAGGAGGAGGAGGAGGAGGGGACGCAGAGCUUUGAGGGAGGACAGAUGUUCUUACAGGCACCGCACAGGGAAUCUGUCAUCUUUUUCUCAACUGGCAAAAAGCUCAUCAGAGCUCCGUAUUUUAAGAAGCAAGAGAGCUCAACUCAACAGGAUCAGCGUGGUCCAGUUUCAUCAGAGCAGAAAAAGCUGCUGACGGUGCAGAAUGUCACGUCAACUGAGUCACAACCAACCAGUCAGAACAACCCUUCUGUUCAGCGUCUGCACAGAGACCUCGUUGUUCAGAAGUCUUCUCUGAGUCCUAUAGCAAUGCUGGCGAUGCUGCGUAAGCGUCUUCCUCCACUAGAGGAGCUGCGUAUGGACGAGGAGGUGGCCACCUACACCUCUGCGUCUGUCCCAGCUCUUCCUCCUCGGCCUCGAUGUGGAAACCCUCUGGCCUUCACCUUGCACUUUGAAGAAUCUACUAGAUUUGUUCCAGUUGACUUCCACCUCUUGUCUGCUCCUCCUUCUCCACUGCAGGAGAGAUGAUUUGCACUGCAAGAACAGACUGUGAAGUUGUCUAAAUGAUGCAUUUUUUAAAAUACUGCAGACACUAUUUUUGUCAAUAAAAUAGAUUUGAAGCAUUUUUAGGGCAUAAGUCUGUAGCUGUAUGUUGGAAAAAUAUGUUUUUUAAAGCUCAGUGAAGACACGAUCAUUGUUUAUAGCGGUAGUACACGUUUGAAUUAGGAAGCCUCAAAGUACUGAUAUUCCUGUAAAACCUUAAAGUGAUGUAAUGUACAGUGUUUAUAAUAAAAAUUUUGUUGCUGUUGAGAA